Molecule: messenger RNA, 2323 nt
Organism: Manihot esculenta (cassava)
Lineage: Eukaryota; Viridiplantae; Streptophyta; Magnoliopsida; Malpighiales; Euphorbiaceae
Product: mitochondrial arginine transporter BAC2
Exons: 2
Coding region: 1042-1971 (309 amino acids)
Biological process (GO): transmembrane transport
Molecular function (GO): transmembrane transporter activity
Source: RefSeq, a predicted model, not a curated record
UCACCUUCCCAAUAAAAACAAACCUACUUAUUCAAAAAAAUUGCAUUUUUUAUACCUAAUCCAAAAUAUUAUUUAUAUUUGCAUAGAGCCCCCCAAUCUAAAUUUUAAUUAGUAAUGGAGGAACAAAAUUAGGAGUUUAUUUGGGUACUUGAAUAAUUUAAUACUGCAUAAUAAGAUUAUGAUCACUUGAGGAUUCAUCACUCAUCUCAUAUACGAGUCCAAGAAGAAAUUUAAUUCAAAGAUUUUAGGCACAUGCUGCUUCUAUAAAUAUACUUUCUCUUGUAUAAAUUUACAGGACCAUGCAAGCAUCCAUGCAUCUACUAAUGUCAUAAAUCACUUGCCUGAGCCACCCACCACCGAUUACCCUUUUAAUUAGGCAAUCAAAAGGUAUUAAAACACUAGGCUCAUAGCACCCAAAAUUCUUACAUCAUCGUACGUAAUGCCAUUUGUCUUGUUUACAUGGAAAGUGGACGUUGGCCGUUUCCUCUUUCAGCUCGCUCCCAACAAAAUAGCGACGGGUGGCUUUUAUUUCGGUCCAUUCCUGCAAGAAAGAAAUAGAGCUACCGAAAACGUGGUCUCUGUGCUUUCCAGGUUCUUUGGAUGGGUUGCUCUUCAUUUUUAUUUUUAUUUUUAUUUUUCUUCCUUUCUUCUGUUCAAGAUUAAGCUCUUCAAAUUCUACUGUUUCUAAAAGAUUUCGUUUUCCUCCCUUUUUUUUUUAAUCAUUUGCGAGAAACAAGGUGGAUGGAUUUGAGAAAGCAUUCAAAAUGAAAAGAUUUUUAUUAUGAUAGCUAGAUUGCAUUUUCGAGAUUUCAAGAAAGAGUGCAUAAAAAGACAAAGCGGACGGUGAGCAAAGAAGAGAAGAGUUUCAAAGCUGCAAGCACAUGCAAGCUAAGAAGAUUAUACGUAUUUAUUGAUUGUUUUGUUAUAGCUUAUAGGUUGUGUGAAUGUAGUAAAGAAGAAGGAGAAGAAGAAUCGGGUUUGUCCAAACAAAGAAAAGAUUCGAAAUUUUUAAUUGUUUCAGAGAAUGAGAUUGAGGACAUAAUGGAUUUCUGGCCGGAGUUUCUUGCUAGCAGUUGGGGCAGAGAAUUUGUUGCCGGUGGUUUUGGUGGAAUUGCAGGUAUCGUUUCUGGUUAUCCACUUGAUACUCUGCGUAUCCGGCAGCAACAAAACUCUAACUCUGGCUCUGCCUCGAGCAUCCUUCGCCGCAUUAUCGCCGCCGAAGGGCCUGGUGCUCUCUACAGAGGGAUGGCUGCACCCCUGGCAUCAGUCACCUUUCAGAAUGCGAUGGUUUUCCAGAUCUAUGCUAUCCUUUCUCGAGCAUUUGGCUCGUCGAUUUCGGUUACUGACCCUCCUUCCUACAAAGGUGUGGCUCUAGGAGGACUCUGCACAGGAGCUCUACAGAGUCUUAUGCUUUCUCCUGUUGAACUGGUAAAGAUCCGCAUUCAGUUGCAGGACAAAAGUCAUGCAGAACUCCAUCAGCCAGAUUGUCACAGAGGUCCUGUAAGUGUUGCCAAGAGCAUAAUCAGGACUGAAGGUUUAAGAGGAAUAUAUCGAGGAUUUUCAAUCACAGUUCUUAGAGAUGCACCUUCUCAUGGCUUCUACUUCUGGACAUACGAGUACAUAAGAGAGCAGCUUCAUCCUGGCUGCAGAAAAAAAGGCCAAGAAAGCUUACAAACGAUGCUGGUAGCUGGAGGACUAGCAGGAGUUGCGAGUUGGGUUUGCUGCUAUCCAUUAGAUGUUAUAAAAACAAGACUGCAAGCUCAGACAUCAUCUUCCCCACAGAAGUAUGAUGGCAUUCUGGAUUGUUUUAGCAGAAGUGUUAAAGAGGAAGGCUACCGCGUGCUCUUGCGCGGAUUGGGGACUGCUGUUACAAGAGCUUAUGUUGUGAAUGGAGCAAUAUUUUCUGCUUAUGAGAUCACAUUGAGAUGUUUAUUCAACAACGGAAGCAUUCAAACAGAGAAUGCAAUAUAGAAGUUUAUCUCUCCUAAUUAGGAUGGAAAUCACCAUUUAUCUGCCUUUUAUAAUUUGAAAGAACAAUAAAAGUUUCUUUCAAACUGCUCUUACUUAUCUCUAGGUAUAGGAGCAGCUGAAUGAAAUGGAAAGGAAAAUUCUCCUCCUCCUGCACUAAUGCAGUAAGGAUUCUUCGACCUUGUGACUAAAUCCACCCGUGAGAAAGUGAAAAUGCAGUCAUCAAUUUUGUAUAGUAGCUCAUAUCCAAGUAUGGGGACAAAAACAUAAAGAACGAUUUUGUUCCUACGUGCGGCUUACAUCUCUUUCUGUGUGUUGGUUUAGACUUUAGACAAGAUUAUGUAAAAUAUGAUCA